This is a messenger RNA of Saprolegnia diclina VS20, 897 nucleotides long. RefSeq lists its product as hypothetical. Lineage: Eukaryota; Oomycota; Saprolegniomycetes; Saprolegniales; Saprolegniaceae. The record is from RefSeq and is a predicted model, not a curated record. Bases 16 to 897 code for a protein of 293 amino acids. The transcript has a single exon.
CGAACUGCCAUCAUCAUGUUUCAGGACGAAGCCGGCUUUACCAAGUUUAUCGAUGGCAACACGGUGUACGCGCGGGCGCGCCGCUUGUAUCGCGCGACCUCGGGCCGCACGACCAAGCGCUUUCUCGAGCCGGGAUACGACAUUGAAUGCUCCUACGAGGAGAUGCGCCGGACGCCGCCGCCGGUCGUUGCGCCGUACAUCAAAGCCACCGCCCACGAUCUCCUUGCGCGACUCGAGAAGAACCAAAUCUACUUCCCCAACGCCCGCGACCUCGACGAUCUGGAAGCUCUGGGUCUUCCCCGCGUGUCAUCGCUAGACCAGCUGCCACGUCAUCACAUUGAUCAGAUUUUGACCCGCGACGGCUCACGCUGCCCAAGCGCCCACAAGGUGGCCGUGCGCUUGAGCAAGGCGCUGCGGCGACUGGUCUACGAACGCGAGGCCAUGCGAAUUGUCGGCAUUCCUGGCUUGUUUCUGUACCAAGUGGCCCCGUUCCGAGGUCGCUUGGAGACCGCAGCCGCCGAUGCCGACACGACCGACUAUGCAGCCGAAGCGGCCAAGUCGGCCAAAGACCUCUUGCGGCGUAUCCACAAGUGCCAAAGCCACGGCGGUCCGUGCUUUAGCGCCAGUUGCCGGCGCCAGUGUCGGCGCGACCACGAACGCGCGUCCGGCAAUCGCAAGCGCAACCGCAACAUCAACUACUACAGUGAUUUUGAAGAUGACCAAGCCGGUGCCAUGGACGCAUAUUACGACCAGUGUGCGGAUGCCGUCGUGUACUAUUACACGAAAUGCUGGUGUCUCGGGCAGCCGAGCGACAGCGACUCGGACGACGACGACUACGAUCUUUGCACCGACGUCGAGCCACUACCGACGCCUCCCACGUCGUGCACAAUUACUUAA